Molecule: messenger RNA, 1408 nt
Organism: Bradysia coprophila
Lineage: Eukaryota; Metazoa; Arthropoda; Insecta; Diptera; Sciaridae
Gene: Prim1
Product: DNA primase small subunit
Biological process (GO): DNA replication, synthesis of primer
Source: RefSeq, a predicted model, not a curated record
UAUUCACAAGAAAAUCGCGCCAACUUAAAUGUCACAGUCAAUCCGUUGUUUACUUUCUACACUUUGAACAAGAGAAUUUUUUAAAAACCUGAUAGAAAUGAAGGAAAAAGAGUGCCCAGUUCAACAAGCCUACGAUCCGGAAAUACUUCCCGAUUUGCUGCCCUUGUAUUAUAAGCGAUUGUUUCCUCAUGCACCAUACUAUCGGUGGUUGUCUUAUGGGAAUGUUGACUCGUCUGUUUUCACACAUCGAGAGUUUUCAUUUACGCUGCUGGGAGACAUUUAUCUGAGAUAUCAAUCGUUCGAAAAUCAAUCCGAAUUUAUGGAAGAAUUAUGUUCAAAGAAUCCUACAAAAUUUGACAUAGGUCCUGUGAUGACUGUUCGUCCACGUGAUCAUAGAUCCGUGCCGACGAUGACACCAACCCAACGUGAACUGGUUUUCGAUAUUGACAUGACUGAUUAUGAUGAAGUACGAACGUGCUGUUCUGGUGCUAAUGUCUGUGCAAAAUGCUGGAAAUUUAUGAGUAUUGCUUGUCGAAUAUUGGACAUUGCUUUAAGAGAGGAUUUUGGAUUCGAGCACAUUCUGUGGGUGUUCAGUGGUCGACGAGGUAUUCACUGUUGGGUCUGCGAUGAAACCGCACGACGCCUAGACAACAAAGGAAGAUCGGCUGUAGCCGAAUAUCUAACAUUGGUGAAUUCGGGAGAAGUGUCACGGGUGAACAUUGGCGAGAAGAUGCAUCAUAGCGUCCGUCGGGCAUAUCGGAUCGUCGAAUCACUGUUUGACGAGGUGAUCCUACACGAACAAAACUUCUUCGCAACGGAGAAAGGACUCGCAUUUCUGGUGAAAAGUGUAACGGACGACGAAAUACGAAAAGAUUUGGAUGUGAAAUUGAAAGCGCAGGAAAAUAAUUCGCCGGCGAUUUGGAAUUGUUUCGCAAAUUACAUGUCUGGAUUGAAACAUCGUGGCUCUCUACCGCGUAAACUGCAAAAUAUCGUGGAAGAAAUACAAAUUGCGCUGCUGUAUCCGCGUUUGGACGUCAACGUUACCAAAGGGAUGAACCAUUUGUUGAAGUCACCGUUCUGUGUCCAUCCUGGAACUGGUAAAGUCUGUGUUCCCAUCAAUCCGGCUGCGGUCAGCAAAUUUGAUCCGACCAAUGCUCCAACGAUAACACAAAUUCUUGAAGAAAUUAGUGCCUUCGAUGAGAAAAACACACAAACGCAAGGAGCAGCGGAAGCAAAUAAAAUCAAGGACUAUAAAAAAACCAGCUUGUCAAAGGGCCUGUUUGUUUUUGAAGAAUUUGUGAGAAAAUUGGAAGCGUCUGUGAAACCAAGAACUGCUCAAGAAGAGUUUUGAAUUUGUAUUGGAUUCUGUCACAUCUGCUGAAAUAAAUGCAAAGUUUUUCUGUCUCAA